This is a messenger RNA of Laccaria bicolor S238N-H82, 429 nucleotides long. RefSeq lists its product as uncharacterized. Lineage: Eukaryota; Fungi; Basidiomycota; Agaricomycetes; Agaricales; Hydnangiaceae. Bases 1 to 429 code for a protein of 142 amino acids. The record is from RefSeq and is a predicted model, not a curated record. The transcript is spliced from 3 exons.
AUGGAACUCCCGUCGUACGCCCAAUGUCCGCCACCCCACCAACACCCCACUGACGGCUUGGUCUCGCCUCUUCUUUACAUACAUCAUUGUUUCUUCGCGCAAAGCAACCCACUCGAUCCGAUAAAGAGCCAGUACGCUCCCUCCUUCCUUGCUGGAUAUCGAAGCGCCUGCACCAUUAUUGGGUCGGUGAAACAGCAGUUUGCCAUGUUUCCGGCGCAAAUCGCCCGGUUUGGGGUCUUGUGGACGCAUGCGUCUUCAGCUACGGUGAUGCUAGCGUCUGUUGUGACACACAGCUCCAAGUGUAAAGUCGCCCCAGCAGCGCUGAUGGAAUUAUAUUCGGCAUGCGAACUCUUUGCGAGUGCUGCGAAUUAUGGUGGAAGAGUUGUCAAAUUUCUCGUUCGUGCCUCCCUUUCGCAUGUACUGUACUAA